This is a messenger RNA of Wasmannia auropunctata (little fire ant), 956 nucleotides long. It is a transcript of the gene Lsm10, whose product is annotated as U7 snRNA-associated Sm-like protein LSm10. Gene Ontology annotation, molecular function: histone pre-mRNA DCP binding; U7 snRNA binding. The record is from RefSeq and is a predicted model, not a curated record. The transcript has 3 exons. NCBI's taxonomy places the organism in Eukaryota, Metazoa, Arthropoda, Insecta, Hymenoptera, Formicidae. Bases 83 to 541 code for a protein of 152 amino acids. Gene Ontology annotation, biological process: mRNA 3'-end processing by stem-loop binding and cleavage. Gene Ontology annotation, cellular component: cytoplasmic U snRNP body; nuclear body.
UCGGCCGCGACGGAAGUUUUGCACGUGUUUUCAGCGGUGUAGACGUGUUGCGCGGCACCGGUCUCACGCUCGUCUGUUCGCGAUGGAUAAGAAGUACACGAGACACGAGAAACACUUCCUCUACAACACCUUGUCGAUCCUCUUGAAGGCCGUGGAGAAGCACCGAACGACGGUGGAUCUGCGGAACGAGGCGACGAUCGUCGGCGUCGUCGAUCACGCCGACCCCUACAUGAACGUCGUCAUGAGAGACUGCGUGUUCACGGAUCCGCGCGGGGACUCCUUCAAGUACGACAUGUUCUUCGUCCAGGCAAGGAACAUCCGCGACGUCCACAUCCCGUUGAAUAUACGGAUUAUACCAGCUAUCAAACAACAGUUAAAGCGACUAAGCCGGCCUUCAAGGAAUACGGCCGACAUGAAACGCACUUUCAAAACGAAACGCGCUCAGCAGAGACAACAGGAGGGCCGUGCGGCUGUAGAACAAAUUUUACAGGAUAGGAAUACAACGAAAGCCGAGACUAGAGAAGAUAAAUGCGACUCGUAAAAAGUUAAUUUAUAUUUUCUUAAUUAUUUACCUUACGAAUAAUAAUUAAAGUAUUUGCUCACGUGUGAUUGAUUUUAUUGUAUAGCCUAAGAUUUUUAUUUUUCUUAAAUGAUGUUUACGCUUUAAAACAUCACUUUUGAUUGCUCAGCAUUGUAAUUUUUUAUAUAAUCGAUAGUUCGAUAUUUUUAUAUGAAAUUAUUAUGAAAUAUAGGUAUAUUAUAAAAAUACUCAAAUUGUAUCAUUUUUAAAAACGGAUUGGAUAAUAUAAAAUAUCGUCACACGAUUAAAUGCAUGGGUAAUGUAUACAACAUAGUAAUAAAUAUCCCUUUAUUCAGUAUAACUGUAUAACAUAAGAGGAAGGCCAUUUUUAGCGAGAAACGCUUUAAUAAAAAUAUAACAUAUUUGAUAUAAGAUA